Messenger RNA from Dalotia coriaria, 2440 nucleotides. RefSeq names its product minichromosome maintenance 7 (gene Mcm7). The record is from RefSeq and is a predicted model, not a curated record. The transcript is spliced from 6 exons. Lineage: Eukaryota; Metazoa; Arthropoda; Insecta; Coleoptera; Staphylinidae. Gene Ontology annotation, biological process: DNA replication initiation; DNA strand elongation involved in DNA replication; double-strand break repair via break-induced replication. Bases 148 to 2313 code for a protein of 721 amino acids. Gene Ontology annotation, cellular component: MCM complex; nucleus. Gene Ontology annotation, molecular function: ATP binding; ATP hydrolysis activity; single-stranded DNA binding.
GGCAUGCUUUGCCGCCAAAACUAACGCCAGUCGCAUUUUGUUGGGUUUUGUCCGUUCAUUCUCAUCUGCUUUAUCUUAAUUUUGUUCGUUCAUAUAAAAUUAUUUUAUUCUAUUCUAAACUUGGCACAGAAGUGAUAAAUUCUCACAAUGGCUACGAGAGAUUACGACAAAGACAGGGAAACCAUGAAGACUUUCUUCAUGGAAUACUGCCAGCAAGACUCCCAUGGCAACAAGAACUUCAAAUAUUCAUCACAAUUGACCAAGCUGGCUCAUAGAGAACAAGUUUCUCUGCUGAUUGAACUAGAUGAUGUGCAUGACUUCAAUGAAGAGUUAGCCGAAGCUAUCAAAAAUAACACCAGGAGAUACACAAGCAUGGCUGCUGAUAUCAUCCAAGAGGUGCUUCCCACCUUUAAGGAGCAUGAUAUUGUUGUAAAGGAUGCCUUAGAUGUGUACAUUGAGCACCGUCUAAUGAUGGAGGCAAAAAAUCGUCAGCCAAAUGAGACCAAGGAUGCUCAGAAUAAGUUUCCGCCAGAGCUAAUGCGUCGUUUUGAAGUUUACUUCAAAGACAGUUCCCUGGCAAAGUCUCAACCAAUUCGCGACGUGAAAGCUGAAACCAUUGGAAAACUGGUAACUGUCCGCGGUAUUGUGACAAGGUGCACAGAAGUAAAGCCUAUGAUGUGUGUUGCUACAUACACAUGCGAUCAAUGUGGCGCUGAGACUUACCAACCCAUCAAUUCAUUGAGUUUUAUGCCUCUGACGAUGUGUCCUAGUGAUGCAUGCCGCAUUAACAAGUCUGGGGGUAGAUUGUAUUUGCAGACUCGAGGAUCCAAGUUCAUAAAGUUCCAAGAAGUUAGAAUUCAAGAACAUAGUGAUCAAGUUCCCGUUGGUCACAUUCCACGCUCAUUGACCAUCUUCUGCCGUGGAGAAGUGACUCGCCAGGCUCUUCCCGGUGAUCAUAUUGCCGCCACUGGUAUUUUCUUACCUUUGAUUCGAUCUGGUUUUAGACAAAUAUCUGGCGGUUUAUUGUCGGAAACUUACUUGGAGGCUCAUCGUUUGAUUUCCUUGAAUAAAGCAGCAGAAGACGAAAACGCAUCAGCAUCUCUUACACCUGAGGAAUUGAAGGCUCUCACUGAAGAUGAUUUCUACUCCACUGCUGCUAGUAGUUUGGCACCUGAAAUCUACGGUCAUUUAGAUGUGAAGAAAGCUUUAUUGCUUCUGUUGGUUGGUGGUGUUGACCGUCGCCCAGAUGGAAUGAAAAUUCGUGGUAACAUUAACAUUUGCUUGAUGGGAGAUCCCGGUGUAGCCAAAUCUCAGUUGUUGGUUUACAUUGACCGAUUGGCGCCAAGGAGUCAAUAUACGACUGGACGUGGUUCUUCUGGGGUUGGUUUGACUGCUGCUGUUAUGAAGGAUCCAUUGACUGGUGAAAUGAUGCUCGAAGGCGGUGCAUUAGUUCUUGCUGAUCAAGGCGUGUGCUGCAUUGAUGAGUUCGAUAAAAUGGCGGACAGUGAUCGCACAGCUAUCCAUGAAGUUAUGGAACAACAAACAAUCAGUAUUGCCAAGGCUGGUAUUAUGACUUGUUUAAAUGCAAGAGUUUCAAUCCUGGCCGCUGCUAAUCCUGCCUACGGCCGCUAUAAUCCUAAACGUACCAUUGAACAAAAUAUCCACCUUCCCGCUGCACUUUUGUCCCGUUUUGAUAUCCUCUGGCUAAUUCAAGACAGGGCCGAUCGUGAUAACGAUCUUCGCCUCGCUAAGCACAUUACCUACGUGCAUCAGCACUGCAAGCAGCCACCUACGAAAGUUGCAGCCUUAGAUAUGUCCGUCAUGCGCAAAUACAUCGCACUUUGCAAACUUAAAGAACCAAUAAUUCCUGAGGAGCUCACUGACUACCUCGUUAACGCAUACGUUGAGCUUCGUAAAGAUGCUCGUAACUCCAGCGAUAUGACAUUUACAUCAGCUCGUAAUCUUCUUGGUAUUUUGCGUUUAUCUACAGCGUUAGCACGCCUGCGCUUGUCUAACAUUGUUGAGAAAGGAGACGUAAACGAAGCGAUCCGCUUGUUGGAGAUGAGCAAGGAUUCAUUGAAUCACAAUGUUAACGAGAAUACGCACUACAGGGCACCGAACACCAAUGAUAAAAUUUUCGCACUCAUUAGGGAGAUGGCCGGCGAAGGCAAGACUGUCAACGUAAAUGAUGUGAAAGAUAAGUGCUCUGGGAAAGGAUUCAAACCGUUCCAAGUGGACGCUUGUAUUGAAGAGUACGAAGAGCUCAAUGUCUGGCAAAUCAAUCAGACGCGGACGAAGAUUACUUUCAUCUAAGCGCCAAAUGUUUUCCAUAAGUUAUUUUAAUAAUACAUUUUUAAACCAUCACUUCAUUAGGUUACAUUUUAUACUGCAUUUUUAUUCAUUCUUUCUUGUACGUGAAAUAAAAAGUUUUUAAAGUACA